This is a messenger RNA of Zonotrichia albicollis (white-throated sparrow), 2281 nucleotides long. Lineage: Eukaryota; Metazoa; Chordata; Aves; Passeriformes; Passerellidae. The record is from RefSeq and is a predicted model, not a curated record.
AUGACCCUGGUCAUUGGCAGGACUGUGCUGUUGAGAGAGAAGAUUGUGGACACAGCCCCGCCAGUGCCGGCAGAGCUCAGCCCAGCCUCAGAGCCCACAGCCCUGCCCGCCGCUGCCGGAGCCGGAGCAGCCUCCAGCGCUGCCCGGGGGAGCUGGGGUCAAGCAGGACAGGGCACCAUGAAGCCGGAGAGCUUCCCCGAGGAGAAUGGCCUCGGGGAGGGAAGGGCGGCCGGCCAAGGAGACCUCACAGCCGAGAGCUGCCAGAAGAAACGCCGCUGGAUUCCGGAGAACUUCUGGGAGGACGCGAGGCAGCUGCUGGUGCUGGCGGGGCCGCUGAUCCUGAUCCAGCUGCUCAUCUUCCUGAUCCACCUGGUCAGCUCCAUAUUCUGUGGCCACCUGGGCAAGGUUGAGCUGGCCUCUGUCACGCUGGCCAUCGCUGUUAUAAAUGUCACCGCCAUCUCUGUAGGGUACGGUUUGACUUCAGCGUGUGACACUUUGAUAUCACAGACCUAUGGCAGCAAGAACCUGCUGCGUGUGGGGGUGAUCCUGCAGCGUGCCACCAUCAUCAUCCUCCUCUGCUGCUUCCCCUGCUGCGCCGUCCUUCUCAACGUGGAGCCGCUGAUGCUGCUCAUACGGCAGGACCCCGAUGUCUCCAGGCUGACCCAGCGCUACGUGGAUGCGUUUCUCCCUGCCCUCCCGGCAGUUUUCAUGUAUAACCUGGAAGCAAGAUACCUGCAGAACCAGAUGAUCAUGUGGCCCUUGGUGCUGAGUGGGGUCAUCGGCAACCUCAUCAACGUGGCUGCAAACUACGUGCUGCUCUUCGAGUUCCACCUGGGCGUCAUGGGCUCUGGCUGGGCCAACACCAUCGCUCAGUAUUCACAAGCCAUUUUCUUGUUCCUGUACAUCAUAUGCAGGAAGCUCCAUGUGAACACCUGGGGAGGCUGGUCCAGCGAGUGCCUGCUGGAGUGGGACAGCUUCACCUCCCUGGCCAUCCCCAGCAUGCUCAUGAUGUGCAUCGAGUGGUGGACCUACGAGAUUGGGAGCUUCUUGAUAGGCCUGCUGAGCGUUGUGGAGCUCUCUGUCCAGUCCAUCAUCUAUGAGGUGUCUGUUGUCUGUUUCAUGAUCCCCCUGGGGCUGGGCACAGCUGCCAGCGUGCAGGUGGGCAACGCGCUGGGCGCCGGCAACGCCAACAUGGCCAAGAGAUCCUCCCACACCAGCCUGAUCUGCACAGGGGUGUUCUCUGUGAUUGUGGUGUCCAUUUUAGUUGCCUCAAGGAAUGUGCUGGCAUACAUCUUCACCACAGAUAAGGAAAUCAUUGACUUGGUGGCAUGGAUCAUUCCUGUCUACGUUGUCUUCCACGUGUUUGAAGCCAUGGCUUGUGCCUGCAGUGGGGUGCUCAGAGGCAUCGGGAAGCAGAAGUUUGGUGCCAUCCUCAACGCUGUGGCUUACUACGGUGUGGGCUUGCCCCUGGCAGCUGUGCUGCUCUUCGUGGCCAGGAUCGGCGUCAUGGGCCUGUGGGUUGGGUUGCUCGUCGCCGUCUUCAUCCUCUGCAGCAGCUUCGUCACCUUCAUCUCCCGUGUGGACUGGGAGAAGGCAGCCAAGAAGGCUCAGCGCCGCGCAGGAGUAACCCCACAGAGGCUGCCGAGCCUGUGCACUGAAGGCUCCUACAAGGACCUGGAUAUUGCAGCAGCCCCCCAGCCCCACACUUUCCUCCCUGCCAGGGCUGUGCUGGGGUCUGUCGCGGGGUUAGAACCACAGAGCGACAUUGUGCUCACGAGAAUCACCAGGACAGAGGGCCCCACGUACCAGCUGGAGCUGAGGGAAGCCGCCUCCUCCCCGGCCACCCCCGUGGUCACCAACCAGCUGCUGCUCCGCCGUGCGCUGGCCCUGGUCAUGGCCAUCACCACGCUGGCCCUCGGCAUCGCCGUGAAGAUGAUUGUCAGCACGCCCUGACUCCCACCAAGGACUGUGGGGACUUGAUUUUGGGGUGAAAGCCUUUCCUGAGGGACAGGUGUAGCAGGAAUGGACGAGCCAGAGAGAAGGUGGAGUGCACGCCUGUCCCGCAGGAGCCUCUGUCAGUGUUCAGCAGUGUCUGUGCAGAUUCCAGUUGGGAAUGGGCCCUGAGGCUGCUCUGACACCCAAAAUGCUGCUCUGAGCUGCCUGGCACACACAGUGUGUGGGGGAUCCCCCAGCCCAUGCUACCACCCAGUGGAGCUGAGUUCAGCCCAGCUCCCCCUGCUGCUCCGUGACAAAUGGCCAAUAAAGAAUAAACCCAGCUGGA